AUGAACCUCUCUAGUAAUGAUGAGACCGAGCGGACUCGGAUUGAUGUCGAGCUGAAGGCAGACGAGGAGGCUGCCAAGCUGCCGUCGCAUAAACUGCAGGACGAUGUGGUCGACUGGGACGGCCCAGAUGACCCUAAAAACCCCCUCAACUGGCCUGCCACCAAGGGCUUUGGUCAUGUCGUGAUUGUGGCCAUCUUGUCCAUGGUCGUCAACAUCGCCUCAACCAUGGUCGCUCCGGCAAUGGAGGGCGUCGCCAGGGACCUGGAGAUCACCAAUAUGACAUUGGCAACCUUCGCCGUCAGUAUUUAUCUGCUAGGGUUUGCAUUGGGUCCCCUCGUCAUCUCCUCGCUCUCUGAGAUGUACGGGCGCCUUGUCGUCUAUCACAUUUCCAAUACUCUCUUCGUCAUUUUUGUUGUCGCCUGCGCCGUGAGUCAAACUCCCGCUCAAUUUCUGGUCUUCCGGUUUCUAUCUGGCUGCGCGGGAGCGGCGCCACUUUCCCUGGGCGGUGGAACGAUCGCCGAUGUCAUCCCGAUCGAGAAACGCGGUGCGGCAGCAGCCUUGUUUGGUCUGGGCCCGCUUCUGGGACCGGUUCUAGGACCGGUGAUUGGGGGCUUCGUUGCCGAAGGGAAGGAUUGGCGGUGGACCUUCUGGGUGGUCGCGAUCCUCGGAGGAGCAGCGGGUAUCGGAACGCUCAUCUUCAUGCGCGAAACACAUCCUAACACCCUAUUGGAACGGAAGGCCGCAUACUUGCGACGCACAACCGGGAACCUUCACCUCCGAUCAAAACUCGAUCGCGGUCUUACAAAGCAGCAGAUCAUUGUCGCUGCACUCGUACGCCCCACCAAACUCUUGAUCUUUUCGCCGAUCGUGCUUGUCAUGUCCAUCUACGUGGCUCUCAUAUUCGGACUUCUAUAUCUCCUUUUUGCCACCUUUAGCAUGGUCUUUGAAGGUCAGUACGGAUUCAGCGCCGGCAUUUCUGGUCUGGCCUACCUCGGCCUAGGUAUUGGCGAACUCGUGGGGCUAGUUACAUUUGGCAUACUAAGCGACCGGAUCUUGAAGAGCAAAAUGGCAGUAGACAAUGUUCAGGAACCUAAGCCCGAGUACCGGCUGGUCCUGAUGAUGUGGUUCCCGCCAGUCAUUGGUCCUGGGUUGUUCAUUUACGGCUGGACGGCAUAUCACCAGGUGCAUUGGAUGGCUCCGAUAUUUGGAACGUUCAUCGUUGGGUUUGGAGCCUUCUUCGUGAUCAUGCCCUCCCAGCUGUAUCUGGUCGAUCUAUUCGGGUCAGAAGCGGCGGCAUCUGCGCUAGGGGCCAACAUUCUCCUUCGCUCAAUGUUCGGGGCCUUCUUGCCGCUUGCCGGGUCGCAUAUGUAUUCGGCACUCAACUACGGGUGGGGUAAUACGCUGCUAGGGUUUCUGGCGCUGGCAUUUGCGCCAGUGCCGAUUCUGUUUUACCGUUACGGAGAAUGGCUCCGGAGUCGGACGACAGUCACGCUGUGA
Penicillium roqueforti is the source of this 1497-nucleotide messenger RNA. RefSeq names its product MFS transporter. Gene Ontology annotation, biological process: transmembrane transport. Gene Ontology annotation, molecular function: transmembrane transporter activity. The record is from RefSeq and is a predicted model, not a curated record. Lineage: Eukaryota; Fungi; Ascomycota; Eurotiomycetes; Eurotiales; Aspergillaceae. The coding region runs from base 1 to 1497 and encodes 498 amino acids. The transcript has 4 exons.